Molecule: messenger RNA, 3256 nt
Organism: Cottoperca gobio
Lineage: Eukaryota; Metazoa; Chordata; Actinopteri; Perciformes; Bovichtidae
Gene: lrfn1
Product: leucine rich repeat and fibronectin type III domain containing 1
Exons: 5
Coding region: 498-2774 (758 amino acids)
Molecular function (GO): protein binding
Source: RefSeq, a predicted model, not a curated record
UGCCUUUAACGCCUUGAUCGGAUCGUACUGGGAUUUAAGGUGGGGUUUUAUCGCGACGCAGGUAACUGGAAAAUAUCCCACUGUCUCUUGUUGAUGAUACUUGAGCGGCACAUUUGUCGCUCGUCACGUCCGUUUGGAUUUUCCAGCACAAGCCCACAGCAGUCUAAUGAGAAGGUUUUUACGCGUCAAUUUGGAAUAAAUGAACUCCCGUUGCCAUCUGAGAGUCGUUGUGAACGUAUCCAGUGAGACAAGUGUGUGGACAGGCGGAAAUCAUGUGCAAUUGGAUCACCCCUUCGGCGUCUGCUUUAUUAGUGCCACUUUUGACUGCUUUGAAGUGAACCCUGUGAGGAGCAUCCAAAACGACACGGUAUUCUGGUGGUGUUUUCCCGGGAGGCCAGUGGGAGUCGACUGCCUCAGCUCUGACUCUCUGACCGCCAGCUGAUAGGGAUGCUGAUGUGAAACCUGCGAUGAUAUCUGGACCUGGAAACUGAUCAACAAUGGACCGGCUGGUUCUGUGCGUGCUGCUGUGUGCAGUUCUGGUGAAGGGAUACAGCUGCCCCGGCCGCUGCAUCUGCCAGCACCUCUCACCCACUCUGACUCUGCUCUGUGCUAAGACUGGUCUGUUGUUCGUACCCCCCACCAUCGACCGCAAGACCGUCGAGCUAAGACUCACAGACAACUUCAUCACCGUCAUCCGCAGGAAAGACUUUUUCAACAUGACCAGUUUGGUGCACCUCACCUUGUCCCGUAACACCAUCAGCCAGAUCACCCCCCAAGCCUUUUUCGGCCUGCGGUCCCUGCGGGCGCUCCACAUGGAUGGGAACCGCCUCAGUGUGAUAAAGACUGAACACUUCAAAGGCCUCAUCAACCUGCGGCACCUCAUUCUCGGGAACAACCAGAUCCACCAGGUGGCUGACUCCUCCUUUGAUGAGUUUGUGCCCACAGUAGAGGACUUAGAUCUUUCCAAUAACAACCUACGCACCCUUCCCUGGGAAGCCAUAGCCAGAAUGACCAACAUUAACACGCUCACACUGGACCACAACCUGAUUGACCACAUUGGAGCGGGGACUUUUACGCUGCUCACCAAGCUGGUCCGCCUGGACAUGACGUCUAACAGGCUGCAGAAGCUGCCACCAGACAGCCUGUUCCAGCACGCUCAGGUUCUGUCUGACCACCAGGGCUCCAGCGCCUCCGUUCUGGCAGUGAGCUUUGGUGGUAACCCUCUUCACUGUAACUGUGAACUGCUGUGGCUCCGCAGGCUGACACGAGAGGAUGACCUGGAGACCUGUGCCUCGCCAGAUCACCUCAUGGACAAGUAUUUCUGGUCCAUCCAAGAGGAGGAGUUUAUCUGUGACCCUCCGCUGAUCACCAAACAUCUUUCCACUAAGCCCUUUGUGAUGGAAGGGCAGGGUGUGACUCUUAAAUGCAAAGCAGUGGGGGAUCCAGACCCAGAUAUUCACUGGCGGUCUCCAGACGGCAAGUUGGUGCAUAAUAAUUCCCGCACCAUCCUGUAUGAUAAUGGCACCCUUGAUAUUCUCAUCACCACGCUGAAGGACAGCGGGGCAUUUAAUUGUGUGGCAUCCAAUGCCGCAGGCAUCGCCACAGCUGCUGUUGAGAUCAACAUGAUCCCCUUACCCUUGCUUGUUAACAACACAGGCCACAUGCGUGAGGACCCCGGCCUCUCAGACAUCACCACCUCCUCCAAAUCUGGCAAUGACACCAAGGGCUACGACAAGCAGGACAGGAGGGUGAUGGUCAGCGAGCUGACCUCCUCCUCCGCUGUAAUCCGCUGGCCUUCUGAACGCCACAUCCCCGGCAUCCGGAUGUACCAGAUUCAGUACAACAGCACGGCAGAUGAUACUUUGGUGUACAGAAUGAUCCCAUCUACCAACAAGAACUUCUUAAUCAAUGAUCUGGCCGCAGGGCGGGAGUAUGACCUUUGUGUGCUGGCGGUUUACGACGACGGCGUCACAUCAUUAACAGCCACACGUGUGGUUGGCUGUGUGCUUUUCCACACGGCCAAUGAGGUCAGCCAGUGCCGCUUCAUGCACAGCCAGUUCCUGGGAGGCACUAUGAUCAUCAUUAUUGGCGGUAUAAUUGUUGCUUCAGUGCUGGUGUUCAUUAUCAUCCUGAUGAUACGCUACAAGGCCUACAGCGGCCCAGAGGACGGCAAGAACAAGGUCAGCUCCAGCAUUCACUCGCAGACCAAUGGCAGCCAGCAGCGGCUCCAGCGCUCCGCCUCCAAGCAACCGUCCGAUGAGGGCCAGCGUGAAGCUCAGGCACCCAAAGAGUGCAUGGCACUGGUGCUGAGGAUGGACAAUGAGAAGAAGGAGCGCCCGGCAGCCACCACUGCCAUCCUGGAGGUGGAGCUGCCUCCCCUGACUGUUGACAAGAUAAAGAGAAGAACCAGCCUGGACGCACAAUGCUCUGGCCCGCCAUCUGAGGACACGCAGACGGACAGUAGCCUGACUGGCUCCACCAUGUCCCUGUGUCUCAUAGGCCCCAACGCUGGCACCAAGGAGGCUCCCAGGCUCAAGGACAAGAAAAGUGCCCUGGCCAACAUGGGAUUACUCCCUAAUGAGCUGGCACGAACUAGGCACAGAUUCUCUUUUGACGGAGGGGAUUACUCCAUUUUUCAGAGUCAUAGUUACCCACGCAGAGCGAGGACGAGGUGGCACAAGUCCACCAACCAGCUCAACAUGGAUUCCUCGCCGCUCGCCAACAGGAGAGUUACGUUCAGCAGCACUGAGUGGAUGCUUGAGAGCACAGUCUGAGGAAAGCAAUGGGAAAGCCGGUGGAAAAUGACGGCUCUGCCACACACACACAUGUAAAAACACAAAUAUGUCUCCAUGCCAUUUAACACACACAUUUCCCACACACAGCAAAUGAUGAACACAAGCACAUUGACUUACACAUGCAAACGUUGCGUGAGUUGCUGGAGAAGAACAUAGUCUCCCUUCAUCCUGCCUCCCCAUCAUACUCCCAGAGAGGUUUGUUGGCCAUGUCCUUUCUUUAUGCAGCAGUGCCUUAUUCAAAAAGAAAAAUGUACGAAUGGAGGAUGCUGCUCACUGUAGUCAUUAACCGUCCUCUCUGUCAUUGACUGCCACCCCGAUGAUUGGAAGCAUUUCUUUGGAUUUUUAAUUUUCUCUUUUUUUUUUCUGUGACAUGCCAAGGGGGUGUGGCGUUUGGAUGUGACUGUUUAAUUGUUUAACAAAAAAAAAAAAAAAAAAAAAGAGGAAAAAAAACUUCAUCAUAA